Dromiciops gliroides (monito del monte) is the source of this 7480-nucleotide messenger RNA. RefSeq names its product kelch like family member 15 (gene KLHL15). NCBI's taxonomy places the organism in Eukaryota, Metazoa, Chordata, Mammalia, Microbiotheria, Microbiotheriidae. The transcript is spliced from 4 exons. Gene Ontology annotation, cellular component: Cul3-RING ubiquitin ligase complex; nucleus. The record is from RefSeq and is a predicted model, not a curated record. Gene Ontology annotation, biological process: protein ubiquitination; nuclear protein quality control by the ubiquitin-proteasome system. Bases 669 to 2483 code for a protein of 604 amino acids. Gene Ontology annotation, molecular function: protein binding.
UGGCGCUGGACCAGGGGGAAGGUAAACACCGGUCAAGGCUGCUGUUGUUGCUCUGGGGAAGCUAAUCUAUCUUUCUUCCAACCUCUUUCACAGCCUCACGGCCUUUCCGGGAAUGGAGGAGGGAAGGAGGACAGGGGAUGCCUCCCUUCUUCCCUCCUUCUGUUCCCCACCCCCUUCCCUUCCUCCCUUCACCCAUCGCGGGUUUUACCCAGGGAGUCUCUGUCUCCGCCGCGGAAACGGACAGACCCGUCUGACGGGCAGACGGACGGACGGACUGAGCGGGCUGGCGAACUGAGCAGCCGAGGCCCGAGGAAGGCCCCAGACGUUCCUGGGCAGGGCCCCGCGGCGGCUGCCGGCGUCGGUUCCGGCCUACGGUCACUGGGGGGGGCAGGGACGGCGGGGGCCGCAGCCACCCCAGCAGCCGGCACGCAGGCUCCCCCCACGCUGGCCUCCUCGAGGUGCCCUGGCCCCGUCCUGGAGGGAGGAACCCCUCUAGAGGUGAGAAGACGAGGAGGAGGAGGAGGGUUCAGUCUUCAUGGCCUGUACAGCCCUGGGUCUUCCCUCUUCGGCCGAAUACGGGGACGCCGAUUAAUACCAAUGGCGGAGGUGCUUUUCCUGAUGCAGACACCACUCCACUCGUAACUGGACCUAAACCACCAAGGUGAUUCAUGGCAGGGGACGUGGAAGGGUUUAGUUCCUCCAUCCAUGACACCAGUGUCUCUGCUGGGUUCAGAGCACUGUAUGAGGAGGGAUUGCUUCUUGAUGUCACACUUGUCAUUGAAGAUCACCAAUUCCAGGCCCAUAAAGCACUCCUUGCCACUCAGAGUGACUACUUCAGGAUAAUGUUCACAGCUGACAUGAGAGAGCGCGAUCAGGACAAAAUUCAUUUGAAAGGUCUGACUGCUACAGGCUUCAGCCAUGUCCUACAGUUCAUGUACUAUGGAACUAUAGAACUGAGUAUGAAUACUGUUCAUGAAAUCCUGCAGGCUGCCAUGUAUGUUCAACUUAUAGAAGUGGUGAAGUUCUGCUGCUCUUUUCUCUUAGCCAAAAUCUGCUUAGAAAAUUGUGCAGAAAUUAUGAGACUCUUAGAUGAUUUUGGUGUAAACAUCGAGGGAGUCAGGGAGAAGUUGGACUCCUUUCUGCUAGAGAACUUUGUGCCACUAAUGUCAAGACCUGACUUCCUGUCCUAUCUGAGCUUUGAAAAGCUUAUGUCUUAUUUGGAUAAUGACCGUCUGAGCAGGUUCCCAGAGAUAGAACUGUACGAGGCUGUUCAGUCUUGGCUGCGGCAUGAUAGAAGACGCUGGAGACAUACCGAUACCAUCAUUCAGAACAUCAGGUUUUGUUUGAUGACCCCAUCCAGUGUUUUUGAGAAGGUUAAGACAUCAGAAUUUUAUAGAUACUCUCGGCAGCUGCGACUUGAAGUUGACCAAGCAUUGAAUUACUUUCAUAGUGUUCACCAGCAGCCUUUGAUGGAAAUGAAAUCUAGUCGCAUCCGUUCUGCCAAAGCCCAGACUGCAGUAUUCAGAGGAAUGAUAGGACAUAGCAUGGUAAAUAAUAAAAUUCUUCUUUUACACAAACCACGGGUCUGGUGGGAGCUGGAGGGUCCACAAGUACCUCUACGACCAGACUGCCUUGCCAUCGUGAAUAACUUUGUGUUCUUGUUAGGCGGGGAAGAACUGGGGCCAGAUGGUGAAUUCCAUGCUUCCUCCAAAGUGUUCAGGUAUGACCCAAGACAAAAUACUUGGCUGAGAAUGGCAGAUAUGUCUGUCCCACGUUCAGAAUUUGCAGUUGGUGUCAUUGGUAGGUACGUCUAUGCCGUGGCUGGAAGAACAAGAGAUGAGACUUUUUAUUCAACAGAACGUUAUGACAUUACUGAAGACAAAUGGGAAUUUGUGGAUCCUUAUCCAGUCAAUAAAUAUGGACACGAGGGGACAGUGCUUAGUAACAAGCUAUUCAUCACUGGCGGAAUUACCUCAUCUUCCACUUCCAAACAAGUGUGUGUAUUUGAUCCUAGUAAAGAAGGGACAGUGGAACACCGAACAAGGAGAACUCAAGUAGUUACUAGUUGUUGGGAGAAUAAGUGCAAAAUGAAUUAUGCGAGAUGCUUUCACAAAAUGAUUUCUUACAAUGGUAAGCUUUAUGUUUUUGGGGGUGUCUGUGUGAUCUUAAGGGCCUCUUUUGAAUCACAGGGAUGCCCCUCCACAGAAGUUUAUGACCCAGACACUGAUCAGUGGACUAUCUUGGCAUCAAUGCCAAUUGGUAGAAGUGGUCAUGGUGUAGCUGUAUUGGACAAACAAAUAAUGGUUCUUGGAGGCCUUUGUUAUAAUGGUCAUUACAGUGAUUCUAUUCUUACAUUUGAUCCGGAAGAAAAUAAAUGGAAAGAAGAUGAGUACCCAAGGAUGCCCUGUAAACUUGAUGGUUUACAAGUAUGCAGCCUGCAUUUUCCUGAAUAUGUAUUAGAGCAUGUUAGACAUUGCAGCUAAAAAUGUACAUCUCCUCCCUUAAAAGAAAGAAAGCAAAGCGUAGUAUUUAAGGCUCUUAAGUACUUGUUGGUGUUGUAGUAGUUACUAAAUGCAUAAAGAGAAACAGGGAAUGCACCUCACCAGUUUUACUAGCAAUGCCAUUGUUAUGGUAUUGUAAAAUUUUCUUUUCUCCUUGCAUCUUUUCCCCCCUUUCAGUGGCCUCAUGAGCUCAUGCAGUAAAUUCAUUCUAGAAAAUAGAAGUUACACUUAUAGCCUCUGGAAGCAGUUGAAUAGAAUGAUCCGCUUGUCUGGAAAAUUGAUUUUAUACCUUAAAAAACAUUUUAAAGUGUCAUGGUAGGAUUUGGUAGUCUUCUAGAAGAAGGACCUACCUUCAAGUGUCAUUCAAAGUGAUUUCAGUCAUUUCUUCUAUCUAAAGUCUUUUGGAUUGCUCAUUAUGUCAAUGUUUCACUUUUGGUUUUGUCAUACAAACAGCUUAAAACUAACUUUUUUGCAUGGCUUUUGUAUAGUAGUCUGCUGAAAAUGCAAAAAUAUAAAUUUUCUACUAAAUUAACAACUUUUUAUACUCAAAACACGAUUUCUAUGCUGCCUUCUAUUGUCUGCAUUGUGUUUGUAAGUGAAGAAAAUAUAUGCACAUGUGAAUACAUAAUAAAAUCUAUAUACCGUGCAUCUUUUUGUGUGGUUAGGAUCUUACAUUUUUAAUUAGUGCGCAAAUUGUCAAUCAUACUUGUUGAGUUUUAGAUGUAGUAACAUCUUUUCAUGUAUUAAUAUUAAAAAAAUUUAAACUGGAGGCCUCAUUUGGUAUCAAAGUACCCAAUCUUUGGUACAUACUGAUUGAUUCAGUAACAUUUGAACUCUUUAUAUUCAUGAUAAAAUAUAUAAACUCAUGAAAAUUAAGAUUUUAUAUUUAUUUAAAGAGUAAAUAUUAAGGUAAACCACAUCAAUGUUUGUCUUUCACUUUUGAAUAUGUUUCUCUUUUCAGAACAUUUGAAUGUCAUUCUACUUGUAGUGAGAACUGGAUAUAUCUAAGCCCUAAUUCUGCAGUGUGCAAGCACUUUUUCCCACUCCAGAGGUGGUUAUACUCUACUGUAUGUAAUUGAGAUUCAGUAGUGGUAUUAUUUAUAGUUUGUAUUUGAAUUUAAUAAUAAUUUUCAGGUAUCAUCCAAGGGUGUUGGAUUAUGAAAAUGAGAAACAUUAAAUUUAAAACAGGCCAUAUUUAACAUUUCUUUAAUAAGGGAGAAAUAAUAAAAUAAUAAAAUGUCAGCAGCUAUUAUCUUUACUCUCAUGUUCUUUUCUUCCUUUAGAAGAUUUUUGGUGAUAUCAUAUACAUAAUUAAAACACCUUACAAAGUAAGUUUAAUUUCUAUUUCCUCUCCCUCUCUUCCAUACACUCCCAGUUCUGUCAAAGUGAGGCUGUGUACUUCUGUUAUUAAGCAUAAACUAACAGCCCUUAGAGAUUUAGAACUUGAUUCUAAUUGCAGACAUUAGGAAAAGACUCAUCAUAUUAAUAAUUACAUCCUCAAACUUUUCUUAUGAAAUUUACCAGCCUUUUUUUUUUUUCCAAAAUACUUAGUGGCACUGGUGAUGAAACCCCCAUCUUCUGUCUUUUAUACUAAUGUACCAUAGAUCAUGAAUAAUCAUAACCCCAAAGUUAAAAAAUUAUCAAGAACAAUUUUUAAAAAUACAUUUAUUAAGAAGGGUGCUUUAGGACUAAAUGUACCUUUUAAUUAUUUAAACUCAAAUAAAAAUGUUUAGUUAAGUGUAACCUGGGAAAUGUUUCCUAUAGCAUGCCAUGUUCAAAUUGGUGUCAUUUUUCUCAUCUUUUAAUUGGCCUCCAAUAGGCUAUGCCUGCACUGGCAAGUGUAAGAUGUAAGACAUUUGUGCAAUAUUACAGUGCUGUUAUGUAAAUUUUCUAGUUUUAACACACGUUUUGACUGCUGCCAUCAUUGAAAGUAAUGUGGCAAGGUGAAAGAACUUCCAAAGAAGAAAUUUCAUUGUGACUUCCUUCUCCUUCCUCCUAACCCCUGCCUCCACCUGAACCCAGUGUAGAUUAUACUGUGAAGUAAAAUCUGGUUUAAAAAUACCAAAAUUGUUCUUUUUUUUUUUUUUUUGAGUGACAAGCAGUAAGGGAAUUGAAUAGGUAUAUAAAAAUUGAAAACUAACCUUUAAUUUGAGAAAAGUCAUCAUUGUUAAUCUGCUUAAAACACAAAAUAUUUCAUUAAAGUAACCUUUUAUAAUUCAAGCAACAACAAUGUCUAUGACUGAGCAAGAGGUUAAUCUGGAACUGUUCAUCAGAGAGCAAAGCUUGGGAAGAAGUUUUAGUUUUAGGAUCUGAUUAUUUAUUUUCAGUUUCUAGGAAUUAAUCAUUGCUUUUCCAGGGUUAUGUACACAAGAACCUUCUUUAUCUUUUAAAAAAAUAGACAAAUGCCUGACAUCUUUUUUUUUUUAGUGAGGCAAUUGGGGUUAAGUGACUUGCCCAGGGUCACACAGCUAAUAAGUGUUAAGUGUCUGAGGCCGGAUUUGAACUCAGGUACUCCUGACUCCAGGGCCGGCGCUCUAUCCAUUGCACUACCUAGCUGCCCCUGCCUGACAUCUUAAUAUUUACCCAAACUUUACCUUUUUUCCCCCCUUUUAAUAAGAUUUUGUGAGCAGACUGUUUUGGUAAGGUGUUGUUUUUUUUUACCCCUAAAACUGCUAAAAUUUUUUCUUCCUAGUUAAAUGCAAACUGAGAAAAGUUUCUUUUUUUUAUAUACUCUUGAUAUCUUUCCUUUAUCUUUAUGUCAUUACAAUUGUUCCAUCUUAUUAUAGAUGAAGAAAACAAGGAAAGAUUAAAAACACAUUUUAUUCUGGUGCCUACAUCCAGGGUUUUUCUAACUGUAAGUGUAUUUUUGUUCUGCUUUUGCUGUUUUCCUGGUUAACUAUGACUUGAUAGCCAUUAUUAGGGAGAGAUCUGAGAAAACACAACUUCAUGUGCUUGAUAUUUUAUAUUAAAGGUAAUAAGGCCAAGAUUAAAGUUUAUAAAACAAACGUCUGUGAAAUCCUAACUUGAACAAUGGUGUUCGGUCUCAUGAAAGUCCUUUCUAAACUGAUAUUAAUGGUAAUCAGUUUUGAGCAUUAAGAAUAAUUGAUGUUUGCUUGGGUUCUGAAUGUAUAAUGUCUGAGAAAGAACUUUUAGCUAUGUAUAUUUAUAUUUCUAAUGAAGAUUAUUUUAAAUCCAUAACUAACUUACAUUCCCAUAUAAAAUUGUGAUUUAACUGUAGAGAUUUAUUUUUGUUAAACUAUAGGAAUGGUUUUCAUAAGGAUUUUUUCAAGUUUAUUUUACUAUAUGUUUUUCCCCCAAAACUAUUUGUGCAUUUUUAUUAAUAUACAUUAUGCCUAUGCUCAAAACAGUGUUUUUAAAAAGUUCAGAUAAGAGAUUUCAAACUAUACAGUGUCACUGCUGUUAUCUUUCUACAUACUUAAUGUAAGUAAACCUUUAAAAAUUUGACAAAAAUAGGUCAUUUUUAUUUGCCCCUUAUUAGACAAUUUUUUUCCUUGUACUUCUUCAGUCUUCCUUUCCUUGGUAAUAUCAGUUCUGAUGCUAAUUUGCUUAAAGGAAAAAUCUUGUAGUACAGCCUUUUCAUAAAAUGCAAAGCUCUCCCACUGAAGUGUUUGUUUUUAAAGAUGUGAUUAGGAGAAAUACUACUGGUUUUUAAAAACAGUUUAAUUAAUAGAAUAUUAUUUUUUCCUGAAACAAUUUUCUAUUCUUCGUCAUACCCUGCACUUUGCUAGAGUUAAGGUAAUAAAUUGUGAAAUAAUGACUGAGCCCUUCUCUAACCCUCUUUAAAUUUCUACCUUCUUUCUGAAGCCUCAUUUUAGAAAGCAUGAUGUCCUGAUGUUAAAAGGCACACUUAUCUAGUGUGUGAAGUAAUAAAGUAAGAAACAGAUGGAAAGGUUUGUCUUAAGUGAAAUUAAGCGUUAGAAUGUUUUAUAAUGAAUUAUUUGAGAUAAGUACUCUCCUAGAAAUGUUAAAUAUUCAGUGGGCUCUUCAUUUUUAUAUAUGUAUAUGUGGUGUUAGGUCAUAACAUUUCAGUUUGUAUAAGCUAUCAAAAUUUUUUAGAGAAUCUAUAAUCUGAAAGUCUCAGCUAAAAAUAAAAAUAUUAAUAUAGGCCAAAAUGUAAAUUAGACAUCAUUGAGAAAUAUUUGGCAGUCAGCAAUGAAAAUGUUUUGCUAAUGGCAGCUUUCUUAGGUCAUUUAGCUUAACCAUACAUUUUAAAUCUUCUUUGCACAUAUAAACAUUUUUAGGGAUCAUGAGCUUGAUUGUGUCUUUAGAUUAAACUUGGUUUGAAGGAGGAGACCCCCCCCCAAAUUAAAGAACUUCCCCUUAAACAAGAAAAGUACUGAAUUUAGUCAAACAACCAAUAGAAUUAAUUGUUAAGUAAGAGUAGAGUAAAGUAAUAGAUAAACUCAUGGAAGUCCAUUAUCCUAACAAUACUUUAAUAUAACUUAAAUACUAAUAAUAUAAGCUAUAAUAACAUUGAGAAAAUUCCAUUUUUUACUUUUUAAUUUUGUUUCCUAUUGAUACUCCUGGAUUAUUUUAUACACCUUUGGAAAUAAUUAUCAUAGGUUGAAGAAUUCUAUUAAUCUCAUGUUACCAGUAUGCCAGUAAGGGACGGGUAUUUGCUUUCUAAAAGAAUGUUUCCAAUAAGGUAAUUGGAGAAGUUAUUUUCUACCUAGCCUGUAUGCACCAUGCUUUUGGGCAUACAUUGUCUAUAGAAAUAUUUUGAGCUUUUAUGUACGUUUUGGGCUAGUAGUCUUAAUAGCAACCCUAGGGUUGUUAUAAAAUUAUUAGAAUAAUUUAAGGUUUGCCUUUUAUAACUGUUUUGAAAAGCCUUUACAUUUUUGUCAGGUAAUUUUCCCAAACUGUGGAUACAAUCUGUUCAGACAUCUAUGUAUAUGUUAUCCAUUCUGUUUUUAAAUUGAAAGAAAAAUGUAAAAAGUGUGUAUAAAGAAAAUUGUAAA